UCCAAAAUGGUAUCAGUUAUGUUUGUGUUUGUGUCUCUAACAAUUGUUUCCAUUAAUUUAAAGAACUUUCAAGCCACAUCUAAUGUCAUUUUGGAUGAGCAAUCCAUUUUUGAUUACUACCAGAAAUGGAUGAUUCAGUUCUCUAGAGUUUACAAUGAUGACUUAGAGAAAGAUAUGAGGUUCAAAGUUUUCAAGAAAAACUUGAAAUUUAUCGAGAAAUUUAAUAAUAUGGGGAAUCACAGCUAUAAACUUGGUGUCAACGAAUUCACUGAUAUGACUAAAGAAGAAUUUCUUGCCACUUACACUGGUCUCCGGGGAAUUAAUGUAACUUCAUUACCCGAAGUAGUUGAUCAAACGAUGUCAUCAAGGAAAUUGAACUUUAGUGAGCUUUAUUUUAUCAAAGACUGGAGAAACGAAGGUGCUGUAACGCCCGUGAAAAAUCAAAGAUCAUGUGAGUGUUGUUGGGCGUUCUCAGCUGUAGCAGCGGUGGAGGGUUUAACAAAAAUUUCUGGCAAAUACCUCGUAUCGUUGUCGGAACAACAAUUUGUAGAUUGCUUUAAUGGUUGUAACACAGGAAAUAUUGAAGAUUCUCUUAAAUACAUUACAAAAAACGGUAUUUAUUCAGAUUCAGAAUACCCUUACCAAGGAAAACCAGGGAAGUGCCGUUCACCCGCCGGACCCGCCAUAAUGAUUAAAGGGUACGAAAGGGUCCCAAGCAACAACGAGAUUGCAUUGCUCGAUGCUGUAUUGAGACAGCCCGUCUCGGUGGCCAUUGAUUCAAGUACGGCCAGUUUCAUGCAUUAUAAAGAGGGAGUGUUUGAUGUGCCAGACUGUGGAAUCGAAACAGAUCAUGCAGUGGCGCUCGUUGGGUAUGGGGUAACGGAGGAUGGGAUCAAGUAUUGGUUGGCUAAAAACUCUUGGGGUAAGAAUUGGGGUGAGAAAGGUUACAUGAGGAUCCGUAGGAUGGUGGAGUGGCCUGAAGGAAUGUGUGGUGUGGCUCAGUUUGCUUUUUAUCCGGUAGUUUGA
Raphanus sativus (radish) is the source of this 1026-nucleotide messenger RNA. Its product is annotated as mexicain-like. NCBI's taxonomy places the organism in Eukaryota, Viridiplantae, Streptophyta, Magnoliopsida, Brassicales, Brassicaceae. The record is from RefSeq and is a predicted model, not a curated record. The coding region runs from base 7 to 1026 and encodes 339 amino acids. Gene Ontology annotation, cellular component: lysosome. The transcript has 2 exons. Gene Ontology annotation, molecular function: cysteine-type endopeptidase activity.